This is a messenger RNA of Cajanus cajan (pigeon pea), 894 nucleotides long. RefSeq lists its product as uncharacterized. The record is from RefSeq and is a predicted model, not a curated record. Lineage: Eukaryota; Viridiplantae; Streptophyta; Magnoliopsida; Fabales; Fabaceae.
UUCUUGCUAAAGCAAUUUCUCAAUAGCACAAAUUCAUAGCAAGCACUUGAGCAACUAUGGGUAUAAUUAGGAGUUGCUUCUCUUUCAUAGCAGGGACAGUCUGUGGGGUUUAUUUGGCUCAGAAUUAUCAAGUUCCUAACAUCACGAAGUUAGCUGACACUGCGUUGUUCAUGGCAAAAGUUGUUGAGGAAAAAUACCGCAAGCCCAAGAAGAAGGAUGAUGAUGGUUAGUGCCUAACUGGGUGCUAUAUUGGAAUCAGGUUCUUUUUUUUUUUAUCAAGAGGUUCUUGUUUUGUUUUCUUUUAAAGUCCUGGAUUUUAGGAUCAAAUACCUCAAUUAACUGAACUUUUGGAAAACACAAAUUAGUAGAAGAUUUUAUUUUUAUGGAAGCAUUCAUAGCAAUUAUAAGCUUAUUAUUUUGUCCUUUCCUGGGAAAACAUUCUCAUUCUUCUGUUGUCUUUCUUGCUCUGAAUCUUACUCUUGGACACUAUUUAAAAAGUAUCGUAUCAUAUGUUUAGUUUCUUAAAUCUUGGAUGAUAAGUUAGCUUCGAGCCAGAAAUCUGUUUCAUGGUCAUCAGAGUUGUGUUUAAUAUUCAAUUACAAUUUAUUUCCCUAGAAACAAAUAAUUUUUGUGAUAUUAUCCAUUAUCUGAUGCUUUUAAUGAUUAAUAUCUUAUCAGGUUUUUUUUUUUACCUUGUUAUCUUGUUAGUUUAUUGAACAAUUUGCUUAUGUUUUUGAGUUUUUUGGUUUAACAAGUUAACAUGGAUAAGAUGUCAGGACUGUUUUGGUGGGCUCUGAUUUUUCACUUACUCUUGCGUGUUGCAAGUUCCAACACCUACAGGAAUAAGACUUGGUUAUUGUUGUUUUUUACGGUACCACCUUAUAAAUGUACAAA